Molecule: messenger RNA, 2763 nt
Organism: Pocillopora damicornis (cauliflower coral)
Lineage: Eukaryota; Metazoa; Cnidaria; Anthozoa; Scleractinia; Pocilloporidae
Product: kelch-like protein 40
Molecular function (GO): protein binding
Source: RefSeq, a predicted model, not a curated record
AAAAGAAAACUUGAGCUGGUGAGGUUAAUAAGGCUAAGAAAAUUUUAAAUGAAACAUUGACUUGAUUGAAGGUUUACACACCAUGGUACAAGCGAUAUUUUUAUACCAGUUAAGAAUUAUUUAAAGAUUCAAUUCCAACGAAAAUCGCGGGAUGCAUACUACGCUCUCUAAAGCCAGACGGAAAGUAAUAUUCAUCUUCUCAAAACUAUAAUUUUAAUGCGAUUUACCUUUAGCGAACCUUAGCUCAGAGUCAUUUUUUUAUUUCACUCUUGUUGUAUCCUAAGUUAGGAAGUGUAAGCGGCACGAGAGAUGAAUGCAAAUUUAACUUCGAUUGAUGUUUAUAUUUGAAUGUUCAUGACGCAUUGCUUCGGGGCAGGAGGCUCAUUGCUGAGUCAUGACUGCACUACAUGAAAUGAAUUCAAAUUUCUAUUGUAACGCAGUGAACGGUAUUGUGGUGGUCGAGAGAAAAAAAUUAAUUAUAACACGAAGCUUAUGCUGGCACUAUCAUUUGGACCAUUUUUGACUUUUCGUUUUUGAGGACUAUAGGAAAUCCGAUAACGAUCCAAAGAAAUUUUCACUUUUCAAACGGUCGAGAAAGAAUUUAUCACAACGCUCAAAGCAGCCGGAAAAUAAAACGAAGCCAAUCGAGGUUAAAACGACAAAAUCAGGGGAAGGAGAGAAGGAGGCGACUGAGUGUGGUCAAAGCGUCCAAUGCGCCUGUACAUCUCAUUAUCAGGAUCAGUGGGACUCAUUCGUUUGUCUCUAAUUGGAUGAAGAGUCGAGCUAAUAUAACUGAGAGUAAAAUUCAAACUAAGUGCAAUUAUGAGUCAGCAUUAAGUCAGAGAACGACAAAAAAAUUAAUUAUCAAUUCCAAACAAAAAAUGGCAUCGAUUCCUCACACUGUUCUGACAUCUGACAAAGUUAAUCCAGCAGAAGAAAUCUCAAAAGAUGGCCUCUAUCAGCCGUGCGAUGUUACUUUGGUGGUCAAAGAUGGCGAGUUCAAAGCUCACAGAAAAGCUCUUUCGGAGGCGAGUCCUUUCUUUGAAAAGCUGCUGAAUAGCGACAUGAAGGAGUCCAAAGAAGGAGUGGUUCGCUUAGAGAUGUUUACCGAAUCUGUUAUGAGAAACACAUUGGAGUUUAUUUACACCGGUAAUGUACAGAUACUGGAUGAAGAUGAUGCCAGAGACUUGGUUGUAAUGGCAGAUUAUUUGUUUGUUCAAAAGCUGAAGACCCUAGCUACGCAGAUUCUGGUACAGAAAUUGAAUACUUCAAAUUGUAUUUCAAUCCUCCGUUUUGCUUGCGAAUAUCACUGUGAGGAACUUUUAUGCAAGACCAAAAAAUCAAUCCUUGCAAAUUUCAAUGUAUUGCUCUCUACGAAGUGUGAAGAUGUUUUGAAAAUGUCGAGAGAGGAACUUGCAAUGUUGAUUUCAAGCGAUGAGCUACAUGUUAGCGCCGAGGAAGAUGUGCUAAAUACCAUUCUAGCCUGGAUUAAUCACGACAAAAACAAACGAAAACAUCAUUUUCCCGAGUUAUUUCGUUACGUUCGACUGGUUUACAUAUCGCAUGACUUUCUAUUCAGUGAUGUCGUGACAAAUGAUUUGGUAAGAGACAAUGAAGACUGUAUCGAGCUCGUGGAAAAGGCUGUCGAGUUAAUUGACUAUAAAAGUUUCGAUACUCUUCGUCACAAGCCCAGAAAGUCUCUUGAGACCCCUGUUAUGGUCACCUACUCUAGGAAAGGAGAUUAUUUCACGAUUGUCGGUUAUUUUCCUCGUGAGGAUCGGUGGUGCAAGUUUGAUGAAAUUCCAGUAUACUUAAUCAACUGGAAACGUGUUUUCUUCCUUCGUGAUAACUUGUAUAUUAAAAAAAGAGUCGAGCUAGUCCCGUAUCAUCAUGAAUCCUGGAGACUUGAUGUCACAUGGUAUAAUCUACACUCAAAGGCUUGGAACUCGAUGCCAUCUGUAGAAAACAGAGAUUUACUUGAACUUUUUGUUUAUGAGGAUGAAAUGUACGCUUUGUUCUCAAAAGAGAAGGUAAUAGAUUCCUUCGUUUGUAACUUGUACAGACCGUUCCUUUACAAAAAAGACCGCAUCGUUCUUGCGAAAUAUAAACCAGAUUCCGACUCAUGGGAAGACAUAUUAUCGACUGAUUAUUUGGAUUGGAGAAGCCGUUUUAGUAUUGUGGUCCACGAUAGUUUUAUCUAUUUCGUUAGUGGUAAGGUGUGGUCUGGAAUGUAUCAAAGCAAGCUCGUGAAUGAUGUUGAUAGGUAUGAUCUUCGCAGAAAACAGUGGAACAAACUGGCGGACAUCCAAGUAGCGAGAGAGAGGGCUUGUGGUGCAGCGGUAAACAGAAAAAUAUUCAUUGCCGGAACCCAGAGUGAUAUGCCUAACGUAAUUCAACUCACGUGUGAAAUGUACAGUGAAGAAACCAACGAAUGGCAGCUGAUUAAAAGCUUCAACAGAUGGACCUCAUUUCAAGGCCUGUUGGCCAUCGAUGAUGAGUUGUAUGUUCUGGAAGAAGACGUUGUGAGCCGGAAUACUUUUACAAAAUUAUCAGUCGCAUGUUACAACGCUGAAAGCAAUGUAUGGCAACUGAAAACGGAGCUGAAAGUUACCGGAGAGAUGGACGUUCACUUGGGUGGCUCAAUGACAGUAUUCCAAGGUUUUCUUAGUCCAUCACAGAACAUAUUGUGUAACAAAAGAAAAAAACGAAAAUGCUCUAUCAUGUAAAUACAUCUAAUGCAAUAAAUUUCAAGUUAAAUAUUCA